UGAGCCUCUCCUUUAUAAACUCUUUCUACUCGCCCUCCCAAAGGAGGCAGUCCUCUAGUCGACCUUUUAACAGCCUCUCUGUGUCGUUUUUUUCCUUUUCUGUGGCGUCGAUGGACGAAGAUUCUGCUGCGGAUCGGGUUAAGGGGCCCUGGAGCCCCAAGGAAGAUCAGAUGUUGCAGAAACUAGUGCAACAACACGGGGCGCGAAACUGGUCGUUGAUAUCGAAAUUUAUUCAUGGUCGAUCAGGGAAAUCUUGCCGUUUGCGGUGGUGCAAUCAGCUGUCACCGGAAGUAGAGCGCCGACCUUUUACUCUUGAAGAAGACAAGGUCAUCGUCAAUGCCCAUGCGAAAUACGGCAACAAGUGGGCCACAAUAGCACGGCUCCUUAAUGGCCGCACGGAUAGCGCGAUCAAGAAUCACUGGAACUCAACGUUGAAGAGGAAAUACUUGACGAUGAUGGAAGAAGACGGAAGGAUCGAUGCUGUUCAUCCAGCGGCGAAUAAGUUUGCCAAACUUGUGUCAACCUCUGAGAGUUAUUCUCCUUCGGGAUCUGACGUCAGCGAUGCGGUUUUGCCGAUUACAUCAUCUUCUUCAGAGCAGCAACAAAACUUGAAGGAGACGCCUUCUUAUCAGGUGAAACUAGAACAGCCUGGAGAAGAAACUCGAAGCAUAGAAAAAGACGAAGUUUCGACGGAGCUCACGUUGUCCCUGCCAUGUGACGAAUCUGGAGAGUUGGCAAGAAAAUGCAGAGAGAAAACGAUAAUUUUUGGGGCGGAGCUGUUAGCGGUUAUGAAGGAGAUGAUAAGAAAGGAGGUGAGGGAUUACAUGACAGAGAUUGAGAAGAAUAGAGGAUUUAGUUUCAAUGGAUAAUGUAUUUAGAAGAUUAAUCAUAGAUUAGUUGCGUAAUUAACAGUUUUGAUUUCGAGAUUAAUAUGAAGAGGCUCGCUUGACUUCUCUUAAGAAAAAGGAGGAAACACUUUUUUCCCUAAAGGAAAAAGUUGUACAGAAGCAGAAGCUAGAGCCGUCUCCAUUAAAAAAUAUAUACAUUUUUUUUUUUUUUAAUUUCAAGAGAACGAGAAUUUGCUGCUAGAGAUUGUUCACUGGAUGUAAUUAAUAAGAUGAGCUUAAUAAUUUAUUUUAUAUAAAUUUAUGUAUUAAUUACGUAUAUUUAAUAUAAAUAAUUUGACUGGAUCCAGUGACUAAAGACAUGUCAUUCGGUAGGCCCAAGUUUCAAUUCUCAUUCUCCCUUCCUUAAUUGGGCGUAGUAAGUUGGAAGUUUUUCGGUUCAUGGAUGAUAAAGUCUGGUGGAAACUUCAGUCUUGGAAAAGGCGGCUCUUAUCUCGUGCGGGGAAGAAAAUUGUCUUGAAAACUAUCGCUUUUGUUUUGAUCUUGAAAAGAUGAUGAAUAGUUUCUGGCGGGGUGGAAAUCCAUCUCAGAAUAGAGGUAUCAAUUGGAUGGCUUGGGUUCGUCUUUGCAAACAUAAAUUUGUUGGUGGUGACUUUGCAUCAGUUUAAUCUCGCAAUGCUUGGGGAGCAACGUGGAAUUUGCUCCCUAAUCCUCAUUGAAUGGUUGAGCAAGUUCUUAAAGCAUGAUAUUUUUCUCAUAAUUCUUUUUUGGAUGCCUCUUCGGGUUGUAAUUCGAGUUUUACAUGGAGGAGUAUUUGGGCUUUUAAAGAUUUGCUUCGACGAGGAUUGUGGUGACACGCGGGUUUUGGCACUUCUAUUGGAAUUUAGGAUGGCCCUUGGCUGGAUGAUGUGGAAAAUCCUUUCAUUUCCUCAGAUGUGUCCAUUUCUAAUGAUAUUUCUCUUAUUUCAGACUUAAGGGAUAAUGUCACUGGUUUAUGGAAUCAAAGACUUGAUCGAUUCGAUGUUUAAUGCCUGCAAUCAGAAUUUAAUUCUCAAUUUCCCUUUGUCUUCUCAUGUUAUUCAAGAUAAGCUGAUUUGGGUCGCGGAAGCUAGUGGCUCUUAUUCUCUCGAGUGCAUAUAAGUUGUUGUUUGCUUCUUCAAACCGUAGAACCUGAUGCUAAUAUGGAACUUGUUUGGAGUAAACUAUAUAUGGUCUCUCCGAGUUCCUCCAAAGUCUCAAAAUCUAGUAUGGAGAGCUUGCAACUCUGUUCUUCCUAUUGCAGAUCUGCUUCAUCGUACAAGUGUUGACAAACAAGAAGCUAAGUCAUUUUUCAUAUCCGAGUUGUUUGCCCCUUUACUCAUUGCUGUUGGGAAUUGUCCCAUGUGAGGUUUCUUUUAGGUUUUGCAACUUCCUUUAAUGAAUGGAUUUCCAUUGCUUUUAGUAGGCUUUCAAUUUAGGACUGUUGUCAUUUGAUUUCUCUGUGUUGGUGCUUGUGGUUUAAUAGAAACAAUGUUAUUUGGAAUGCCAAAUUUAUGACUCCUGCCCAGGUUUCUAACUU
Messenger RNA from Hevea brasiliensis (rubber tree), 2403 nucleotides. RefSeq names its product transcription factor MYB44. Bases 111 to 869 code for a protein of 252 amino acids. Gene Ontology annotation, biological process: regulation of DNA-templated transcription. NCBI's taxonomy places the organism in Eukaryota, Viridiplantae, Streptophyta, Magnoliopsida, Malpighiales, Euphorbiaceae. Gene Ontology annotation, molecular function: DNA-binding transcription factor activity, RNA polymerase II-specific; RNA polymerase II cis-regulatory region sequence-specific DNA binding. The record is from RefSeq and is a predicted model, not a curated record. Gene Ontology annotation, cellular component: nucleus. The transcript has a single exon.